This is a messenger RNA of Echinops telfairi (small Madagascar hedgehog), 4161 nucleotides long. RefSeq names its product desmocollin 1 (gene DSC1). The coding region runs from base 1 to 2676 and encodes 891 amino acids. Gene Ontology annotation, molecular function: calcium ion binding. The transcript has 16 exons. The record is from RefSeq and is a predicted model, not a curated record. Gene Ontology annotation, cellular component: plasma membrane; desmosome. NCBI's taxonomy places the organism in Eukaryota, Metazoa, Chordata, Mammalia, Afrosoricida, Tenrecidae. Gene Ontology annotation, biological process: homophilic cell-cell adhesion.
AUGAACCUUAAAAGUUGGACCCUGGAUGGGAAUCCGAGAAUAGAAAAGCGAAGUAAGGCCCUAACACUACUUUGUGAUGCUUGUAAGAAAACUUCUCUUCGAGUGCCUUCUCACCUUCAGGCUGAAACCCUCGUAGGCCAAGUGAAUCUGAAGGAAUGUCUCAAGUCUGCCACCAGCUUCCGGUCAAGUAAUCCUGACUUCAAAAUACUAGAAGAUGGUUCCUUAUACACGACCAAUGACCUCAUUCUGCCUUCUAAAAGCAAGAGCUUUUUCAUCUUGCUCUCAGACAGCCAGAGACAGGAGCAAAUAGAGAUAGAGCUCGUAGUGGCUGCAAGAGAAACUAAGGCUCCUAAGAAGAGACAUAUUAAAGACACUGGCCUCAAGCGUAGCAAGAGGCGAUGGGCUCCUAUUCCGUGUUCACUAAUGGAGAAUUCAUUAGGUCCAUUUCCACUACAUAUUCAACAGAUCCAGUCUGAUACUGCACAGAAUUAUACCAUCUUUUACUCCAUAAGUGGACCAGGAGUGGACAAAGAGCCCUUCAACGUGUUCUACAUAGACAGAGACACGGGGGACAUGUUUUGUACGCGAAGCAUCGACCGUGAGCAAUAUCAAAAGUUUUCGCUCUAUGGCUAUGCAACAACCUCAGAUGGGUAUGCACCCGAAUACCCACUCCCUAUCGUCAUUGUAAUUGAGGAUGAUAAUGACAAUGCCCCAUAUUUUGAAACCAAGCUGACGACCUUUAGUGUGCCUGAAAACUGCAGAGCUGGCACUUCGGUGGGACAAGUAACUGCCAUUGACCAUGAUGAGCCUGACACCCUACAUACUCGUCUGAAAUACAAGAUCUUACAACAAAUCCCAGAUCAUCCGAGGCAUUUCUCUAUACAUCCAGACACGGGGAUCAUCACAACAACUACGUCUUUACUGGACAGAGAACAUUGUGAUACAUACCAGCUAAUCAUGGAAGUUCGAGACAUGGGCGGCCAGCCUUUUGGCCUAUUUAACACGGGAACCAUUACUAUUUCCCUUUUGGAUGAAAACGACAACUCACCGUACUUCACAGAGGAUUCUUAUUUUACAGAAGUAGAAGAAAACAGAAUUGAUGUUGAGAUUUUACGAAUGAACGUGUUUGACAAGGAUUUGCCCAACACUCCUCACGCAAAGGCUGUAUACACGAUCCUACAAGGAAAUGAAAAUGGGAACUUCAAAAUUUCCACAGAUCCAAAGACAAAUGAAGCAGUCUUGUGUGUUGUCAAGCCAUUGAACUAUGAAAUUCAGCGACAAGUUAUUUUGCAAGUCGGUGUACUAAACGAAGCACAAUUCUCUAAAGCAUCAAACGCCCAGACUCCUACAAUGUGUACUACAACUGUCACUGUUAAAAUUAAAGACAGUGACGAGGGUCCCGAAUGCCAGCCACCAGUAAAAACGAUUCAGACUAAAGAUAGCCUCGCACCUGGGUCAAAACUUUAUGGCUACAAAGCAAUGGAUCCGGAAACACGCAGCAGUGAAGGCUUAAGAUAUAUGAAGAUGGGAGACGAAGAUCACUGGUUUGAAAUUAAUGAAUUAUCAGGCGACUUGACAACUCUAAAAACACUGGAUAGAGAAUCAAAAUUUGUAAAAAAUGAUCAAUACAAUAUUUCAGUGAUUGCAAGAGAUGCAAGUGGAAGGUCUUGCACAGGAACCCUGGUAGUUCUUUUGGAAGAUGAAAAUGACCACCCACCACAAAUUAAUAAAGACCUGACAAUUUGUCGCCACGAUACAGAGUUCGCUGUCCUGGAGCCUUUUGAUCUGGAUGGGCCUGAUAAUGGGCCACCGUUUCAAUUCCAUUUAGAUAAUUCUGCCAGUAAAUUGUGGACGGUGGAAUCAAAAGACGGCAAAACUGCCAUUCUUCGUGAACGCAAUCCCCUUAGUUAUAACUAUUAUUCUGUGCCUAUCCAAAUAAAAGAUAGACAUGGUUUGUCUGCAAAACAUGUCUUAUCUGUAAGAGUGUGUGACUGCACAACAGCAUCGGAAUGUACAAUGAGAUACAAACAGGAGAGAGACAUUGAGAUGUCAAAUGUUAUACUUGGAAAAUGGGCUAUUCUUGCCAUGGUGCUGGGUUCUGCAUUGUUGUUAUGUAUUCUGUUUACAUGUUUUUGUGUUACUACUAAGAGGACAGUAAAAAAAUGCUUUCCAGAAGAUGUAGCCCAGCAAAAUUUAAUUGUGUCAAAUACUGAAGGACCUGGAGAAGAAGUGAUGGAGGCGAACAUUCGACUCCCCUCACAAACUUCCAACAUUUGUGACACAAGCCUGUCUGUUGGUGGCCAGGGAAUCAAGACACAGCAAAGUUUUGAAAUGGUGAAGGGAGGCUGCACUAUGGAGUCCAACCAAGGGGGUGGACACCAAACCUUGGAGUCCUGCAAGGGUGUCGGGCAGGGGGUAACGGACACUGGCAGAUACGCAUACACGGAUUGGCAUAGUUUCACCCAACCUCGUCUUGGUGAAAAGGUGUAUCUGUGUGGACAAGCGGAGGAGCAGAAACAUUCCGAAGACUACCUUCGUUCAUACAACUAUGAGGGAAAAGGGUCCCUGGCUGGUUCCGUAGGCUGCUGCAGUGACCGGCAGGACGAAGAGGGGCUUGAGUUUCUUGAUCAUCUGGAACCCAAAUUUAGGACAUUAGCCACGGCAGUAAAGCAGUAAAGGUGUCUUUUAAUAGAGCAACAUCUGUAAGUGGGAAGUAGGGAGUUCACUGAAUGCGAAAUGCUAGCGGCAUCUGCUAGCAUUUCCUGUUUUGGGGAAGCAGACUUCAAGUCGUGACUAGAUAAGGCUUAUAUAAACGGGGGACUCCCCUUACAUUUUCUUGUUUGGUGCAACUUCAGUGUUUUCUAGAAAUAAAGGUUUCAUUUAAUUUCCUUUUAAAUGUAUAUAUAUAUAUUCCAUCUUAGGAGUAGCUACUCUGCCAUCUUGCACCUCCUACCUGAAGACUCAGGAAGCUUUCUUAAGGCUGUCUCUGCUAUUCUUGUAACUCCUACUUGAAAAUUUAUGGCACUACGUUUGCUGUGGCAGCGUAUGUGGGAGAGCUGGGUGUUGUGGAGGUGAACAAAAAGUGAAUGUUCCUUUCAGACAAGCAAAUGAAAUAUUUUCCUCAAAGCUUAAGGGGAAAAUUAUUCCUUUGGUGCCAGAAAAUUGCUUCCUUUCUAGCUGAGUGGGCCUGAAUUGAAGGAGUUCUCAGUAUUUUUAGGUAGACGUUUUGCUUUAGUAAAAGAACAUACUUCCUCACUACAUUUGUCACCCUUUGGAGAUGUUCCCAGUACUGCUUACCUUUUCAAGGAUCCUCCAGAGCUCAGGUCUUGGAUCACUGCCAUUGUGAGUCAAAUAAUUUAUUUUGGUAAUGCUAUAUCUAUUGUCUGAUUUACGCGAUGAAAAUGAAAAUGACACUAAUUUUGAUGUUUGAGAGUAUAAUUUUAUUGUGAACUUAGAAAUCAAUCAUAAUAGCACCAUAAGUUAUUUCCUAGAAUGUAGGUGAAGAAUAUUUUCUGAACAAUUAAAAUAUGUCAUUAGCCAAACAUUAACCUUAAUGUGUCCGUGCAGGCCUUAAUCUUUCUCACCUGCUUGCUUAUGUGUGGACGAGGCAGUUUAUAUCAAGACGUAAAGUGUUGUCAAUUGGCAAAGCUAGAUUUAUCUGUCAACAAGAGAAGACACUAUGAAAGCAUUAACGAAUACUGGAAGAUGUGGGGAAUUCAUUUGUAUUAAUCAAAGUUGGCUAUUUAAAAUGCUUUCAAAAUACCAUUAAAAUGUAUUUCUAUAGUAGAAGUCUGUCUCUUAACUUGUUCAAGCAAUUUAAACUUAUUCUCUACUUAAAUACAAAAUAAAAAUGCUAAUUUUAUGAUGAAUAAAAUUCACCAGACUGUUUAUAAAUUCCAAAAGAUAUAAUGUUUAUCAAGAAAACAUUGUAUUUUAUGGACUUAUUUUGUGGAAAUUAAUUAUCUACCAAUCCAUUGCCAAUAAUUACUAUGACUUUUUUUUCUGUACUUAAGACAAGGAUAAGUGGGGAAAGCACAAUGAAUUUUUCUUUAUCUUGAUUCAAUCUCAAACUAUUUCAUGUGAAGAAAUUUCAUGGGAACACCAACGUAGAAGAAAAUUGAUAUAAUUUUUAUAAAUGUGCUUCAUUAAACAUUUCCUUAA